Trichomycterus rosablanca is the source of this 1712-nucleotide messenger RNA. Its product is annotated as retinitis pigmentosa 1-like 1 protein. The record is from RefSeq and is a predicted model, not a curated record. Bases 20 to 1657 code for a protein of 545 amino acids. The transcript has 3 exons. NCBI's taxonomy places the organism in Eukaryota, Metazoa, Chordata, Actinopteri, Siluriformes, Trichomycteridae.
GAAGAGAACAGUUGUGAUUAUGGAUCGUCUGUGGACCUGGUUCCCGACACGCCGCCGGGGCUCUUACAGCCUCGCCGAGCCAGACACGCCCAACAUAAACGAGGCUAAAGAGAAGAAAACAGGAAAGAAAAAGUGGAAGAACAUCUUCAGCAGGGACCGUAAGCCCAAAGAUGCAGGAAAGCUGCUGAAGGAGGCUCUGGAGGGCCAAGUGCGCCAGCAGCCAGAAGGUGAUGAGGGUCUGGAGCUACACUCCAGCUUGGAGGACAUUUCACCUGGUGUACUGGAGCUCCACGCUGACACCGAGGCUGGAGCUCUGAAAAACACCAGCCUGGAUGAGACCAGGGGUGAUACUGAGAUGCUCCUGUCUGUGGAGGAGUUCGAAGCUGAGGCCGAAGCCCUGACUAACACCAGCCUGGAUGAGACCAGGGACAUCAGCCUGGAUAAGACCAGGGGCAAUGCUGAGAUGCUCCUGCCUGUCAGUGAGCUCGAAGCUGAGCCUGAAGUCCUGAAUAACACCAGCCUGGAUGAGACCAAGGACGUUGCUGAGAUGCUCCUGCCUGUCAGUGAGCUCGAAGCUGAGCCUGAAGUCCUGAAUAACACCAGCCUGGAUGAGACCAAGGACGUUGCUGAGAUGCUCCUGCCUGUCAGUGAGCUCGAAGCUGAGCCUGAAGUCCUGAAUAACACCAGCCUGGAUGAGACCAAGGACGUUGCUGAGAUGCUCCUGUCUGUCAGAGAGCUCGAAGCUGAAGCUGAAGCCCUAAAGGACCUGAUCAAGACCAGCCUGGUUGAGUCAGAGGAGACCGAGCUUCAGAACAGAGGAGACAAUGAAGCUGAUUUAUUCAGCAAUGGUGAUGAUGGUGGUAUCACCGGAGAACACGGCCGGAGAAAGAAAAUCAGGAGAGGAACCCGGGGACGCGGCCGGAAGAUAUACUACAAAAAGAAGGAUAAUAACGGAUCUGAAAUAAUAAAUGAGGUGAAGGUUGAAGCAGAAGCAGAAGCUGAGGCUGAAGUCCUGACUAACACCAGCCUGGAUGAGACCAAGGACGUUGCUGAGAUGCUCCUGCCUGUCAGUGAGCUUGAAGCUGAGCCUGAAGUCCUGAAUAACACCAGCCUGGAUGAGACCAAGGACGUUGCUGGGAUGCUCCUGCCUGUCAGAGAGCUCGAAGCUGAGGCUGAAGCACUAAAGGACCUGAUCAAGACCAGCCUGGUUGAGUCAGAGGAGACCGAGCUUCAGAACAGAGGAGACACUGAAGCUGAUUUAUUCAGCAAUGGUGAUGAUGGUGGUAUCACCGGAGAACACGGCCAGAGAAAGAAAAUCAGGAGAGGAACCCGGGGACGCGGCCGGAAGAUAAACUACAAAAAGAAGGAUAAUAACGGAUCUGAAAUAAUAAACGAGGUGAAGGCUGAAGCAGAAGCUGAAGCUGAGGUCGCUGAGAUGAAGAACGUCCACUCUGAUGAGAAGGACUCAUCUGCUGAUCUGCUGAAUCCUGACCAACCUCUGGGUGAGGAAAGAAAGCAGUGGAUAGGUCGAGGUGACCCCGAGGACGGUAUGAAACAGAAGAAGAUCAGACGAGGAACUCGGGGCCUCGGCCGCAAAAUCAUCUACAAGAAAGACGCUUCAAAAGCAGAAGAGAGUGCUGCAGGUUUUAAUCAUUAGAACAGCGACUAUGUGUGCACUAAGAAAACUAAUAAAGUACAACAGUAAACAUUGA